This is a messenger RNA of Setaria italica (foxtail millet), 2071 nucleotides long. Its product is annotated as laccase-15. Gene Ontology annotation, biological process: lignin catabolic process. The transcript is spliced from 6 exons. The record is from RefSeq and is a predicted model, not a curated record. Gene Ontology annotation, molecular function: copper ion binding; hydroquinone:oxygen oxidoreductase activity. Gene Ontology annotation, cellular component: apoplast. NCBI's taxonomy places the organism in Eukaryota, Viridiplantae, Streptophyta, Magnoliopsida, Poales, Poaceae. The coding region runs from base 21 to 1904 and encodes 627 amino acids.
AGAAAGCCAGAUCAACAAAGAUGCAGACCAUGGAGAGGCGGAGCUUCCCUGCGUUGGUGGCCGCCACCGUCAUCUUAUUCCUCUCUGCGACGGCUCAACCAGCAGCCGGGGCCAUCGUCGAGCACACAUUCAUUGUGGGCCAGAUGAAUAUGACACAUUUGUGCAAGGAGAUGCUGGUCACCGUUGUGAACGGGCAGCUCCCAGGGCCGGUGAUAGAGGUUACUGAAGGAGACACUGUCGUUGUUCAUGUCGUCAACAAGUCACCCUACAACAUAACGAUCCAUUGGCAUGGAGUGAAGCAGCAGCUGAACUGUUGGGCCGAUGGGGUUCCAAUGAUUACCCAAUGCCCGAUCGGGCCAAACAACAACUUUACCUACACGUUCAACGUCACUGGACAAGAAGGCACCCUGUGGUGGCAUGCUCAUGUUGCGUACCUCCGAGGAACCUUGCAUGGCGCCAUCAUCAUCCGGCCAAGACAUGGGGUCAGCUCGUAUCCAUUUCCAGAGCCUCAUAGGGAAAUUCCCAUCGUUCUAGGGGAGUGGUGGCAAAUGGAUCUUCAAAAGGCAUCGAUGGACAUCAAGUACAGUACGGCUGAUGAUGACCCCAGUGCAGCCACAAUCAAUGGCAAGCUUGGGGAUCUCUACAACUGCUCUGGUGUCAAGGAAGAUGGCUUCGUGCUGGACGUGGAGGCAGGCAAGACCUACCUGCUGCGGAUAAUCAACGCUGCACUCUUCUACGAGUACUACAUCAGGAUUGCAGGCCACAAGUUCACGGUGGUCGCUGCCGACGCAAACUAUGUCAGCCCCCUCACCACAGACCUCCUCGCAGUCGCGCCUGGCCAGACGUUGGAUGCCUUGGUGGUCGCCAACGCCGCCCCAGGCAGGUACUACAUGGUCGCUUCGCCCAACCAGCCUCCUAAGCCCGAUUUCCAGCACCCAACGUUCACCACGAGAGGCAUAGUUCAGUAUACCAACGAGAACCAUAGCAAUGGAGGUAGCUCAGGUCCAGGAGCCGAAGGACCUCUAUCCCGGAAUCUUUCAGUAGUGGCACCUGAGAUGCCGGAUGAGCACGACACGAUGACAUCGUACUACUUCCACGGCAAACUAACCGCCCUGCAUCCCUCACGGUCCCUGCCGGUGCCGGCACGGGUCGAUGAGCACCUGCUCAUCGCGCUUGGCCUGGGCUCCGUGUGCAAGCGAGGCCAGUCUUGCAACAGGGGGGAGAGCGAGGAGACAUUCACCCUGGCAACCAUGAACAACAUCUCCUUCGAGCUUCCUGCGGCUACGGCGGCGGGACCGCUCCUAGAAGCGCACUAUUACAACACCGGAAGCUUGGACAUGCUGCGAGAGCUUCCCGACCGACCACCGAGGAUGUACAACUUCACCGACCCCUCGUUGAUACCAUCAGGACCCCGGGAGGCAAGCCUAGAGGCGACGUCAAAGGCGACGAUCGUGCGUCGGUUCCGGCAUGGCACCGUGGUGGAGGUGGUGUUCCAAAGCACGGCGAUGUGGCAGAGUGACUCCAACCCGAUGCACUUGCACGGGCACGACAUGUUCGUGCUCGCGCAAGGGCUCGGCAACUACAAUGCAGCAACGGACGUGGCGAAGUACAACCUCGUGGAUCCACCGGUGAGGAACACCGUCCUCGUCCCAAGGCUCGGGUGGGUUGCUGUCAGAUUCGUCGCCAACAAUCCAGGGGCAUGGUUCGUGCAUUGCCACUUUUCAUUCCACCUGUCGAUGGGAAUGGCCGCGGUGUUUGUAGUAGAGGAUGGGCCAACAGUCAACACGUCACUCCCUCCACCACCAGCGGAUUUUUUGACAUGUUACCGUAAAAACAAUCCUGUGGCGGAUGAAUUUGACAUCCGAUCUACAAAAAGCGAAAUCCCGGACGUAACUGGAGCCUAAAAAGAUGAUUCCGGCCAUCAUUGUUGUGUCACAAACAGAGCCAGGAGCUAGCUUUGUACUACAUUUUUCUGCAUGUUGGGUAUCUACCUAUCCAUGCAUGCAUGAAAUGCAUUCUUGCAAUAAAACUUCCGGUAUUACUUUAUAAAUAAGGAUAUUAUCUUGUUGUA